CUCGGUGUGAGGACACAUCUAAGGACCGAGCUCUACCACAGUGUGUUCUCCUAGUGUUGGAGGCCGUGCAGUGCGGCGUGGCGAAGAAAGACGAUAGGUUAGAGGAAAAGGUUACGUAACGAGAGUAGCCAACAGCAGUUGAGACGUUCAGGAUCGUGGUGACCUUCCGGAACAAGACCAUGCUGCAAAUGUGUGGGAUUGGAUGAUGGAUACUUCAAUGGCCGCCACGGACUUUCAGUGGCCACACUUGGGUGCCCGCUAUGGAAUGAGAGCGGCACUGGUGAUAUUAUCUGGGUCACUUUUGAUGGUCCUCGUCCCCCUGAGUGGUCUGGAGGAACAUUACAGAGCAGCUCUGAAAGUUCUCCUUCAUUAUGACCUCUGGGGAGGAGAUGAGCGCAUACACACAUACACAGGGCAAUCAACGGGUCUUACCGUUACUUCAGCUGCAAUCGAAUUUCUGGUGUUCAAACAGAAACCUUCCCCAGAGGUGGCGUUUGAAGCCAGAGCGUCUCUUAACCAAGCCCUAGAAAUGAAGCGUCAAGGCAAAAGAGAAAAGGCACAUAAACUUCUUCUCCACACCUUAAAGAUGGAUCCAGAUCAUGUGGAUGCUCUUAACGAGCUAGGUAUCCUCUUGGAGGAAGAAAAAGAUGUCAUCCAGGCAGACUACCUGUAUUCCAAAGCAUUAAUGAUCUCUCCCUACAAUGAAAAGGCUCUAAUAAACCGCGACCGGACACUGCCAUUGGUUGAAGAAAUCGAUCAGAGGUAUUUCAGUAUAAUUGACAGCAAGGUCAAGAAAUUGAUGUCCAUUCCAAAGGGUAGCUCAGCUCUCCGCAGGGUCAUGGAGGAGUCCUAUUAUCACCACAUUUAUCACACGGUGGCCAUUGAAGGCAACACACUUUCAUUGUCUGAAAUCCGCCAUAUAAUUGAAACCCGCUACUCAGUGCCUGGUAAGAGCCUUGAGGAACAAAAUGAAGUGGUUGGCAUGCAUGCAGCCAUGACAUAUAUGAACACCACUUUAGUUUCUCGUAUUGGUUUUGUGACAAUCAACGACAUACUGGAGAUACACCGGAGAGUGCUCGGCUAUGUGGAUCCCGUGGAAGCUGGGAGAUUUCGCACUACCCAAGUGUUUGUGGGUCAUCAUAUCCCACCACAUCCCAGAGAAGUUGAAAAGCAUAUGCAGGAGCUUGUGCUGUGGCUGAACUCAGAUGAAGCAAUGAGCUUACAUCCUGUGGAGUUUUCAGCCUUGGCGCAUUAUAAACUGGUCUAUAUCCACCCAUUUAUAGAUGGUAAUGGAAGGACUUCACGCUUGCUCAUGAAUCUCAUUCUCAUGCAGGCAGGAUACCCACCGGUAACCAUCCGGAAAGAGCAGAGGUCUGAAUAUUAUCACGUUUUAGAACUGGCAAAUGAAGGGGACGUGAGACCUUUUAUUCGAUUUAUUGCCAAAUGUACAGAGACAACCUUAGAUCUGUUUUUGAUAGCCACAGCAGAGCAUCCGGUUGGUCUCCCAGAACCCAAUUCUGAUCUCUUUGAGUGCAAGCAAACAAUUCCAGUGAAGACCUAAACUUUUAAACUAUACUGCGGCCCUUGUUGCCUUAAACUGUUACACUUCCCAGAGAUGUCGGCUGCAUCUUCUUAAUUUAUUUGAAUGAUUUUGCUGCUACAAUUCUUGAUCAUUUCAUACCUACAGGAUUGUGCCCCAGUGCAAACUAACAAUUAUACAACACCCAGUUUUAUGGCUUGUUUCCUAAAGCACUUCAUGUGUUUGUGGUUCUCCAACUUCAAAAGCACUUUACGGCCCUAAACAUACAGGCUGUGUUUAGUA
Rana temporaria (common frog) is the source of this 1822-nucleotide messenger RNA. It is a transcript of the gene FICD, whose product is annotated as FIC domain protein adenylyltransferase. Gene Ontology annotation, molecular function: protein binding. Lineage: Eukaryota; Metazoa; Chordata; Amphibia; Anura; Ranidae. The transcript is spliced from 3 exons. The coding region runs from base 203 to 1561 and encodes 452 amino acids. The record is from RefSeq and is a predicted model, not a curated record.